This is a messenger RNA of Ilex paraguariensis (yerba mate), 903 nucleotides long. The record is from the annotation of a GenBank genome assembly. Lineage: Eukaryota; Viridiplantae; Streptophyta; Magnoliopsida; Aquifoliales; Aquifoliaceae.
AGUAGUGGCCGUCUUUUUCAAGGUUUUGAUGGUUUGUCAGCAACCAAGAACCCCAGGAAAAAGGGACUAACUUUGGACUUUUCCAAUAUUCAUUCCAAGAUUGAUGAUGAAAGCUACCUUACCGACGGGACUCUCGAUUUACCUAUUGAUUGGAUUCCUAGCAUGAGAGGCAUACGAUUUAUGGACCUUCCAAGCUUCCUACGAACCACCAAUCCGAAUGACAUCAUGUUUGAUUUCAUGGGAGAGGAAGCACAGAACUGCUUAAAUGCGUCUACAAUAAUUUUCAACAGUUUCGAUGCAUUGGAACAUGAAGUGUUAGAGGCAUUCACUUCCAAGUUUAAUUAUCCCAACACUUACACAAUAGGGCCUCUCCACCUGCUAUGCAGAAAUGUGCCCGAGAGCGAAGUCAAGUCGCUUAAUUCAAGUUUAUGGAAGCCAGACUCUCACUGUCUUCAAUGGCUAGACCAAAGAGAGAGAGACUCUGUAGUGUAUGUGAACUAUGGAAGUGUGGCAACAAUGUCUGUUCAACACUUCCAAGAAUUUGCAUGGGGGCUUGCAAAUAGCAAGCAACCAUUUUUAUGGAUCGUUCGACCAGACAUCUUGCAGGAGUCAAUAUGUGAAGGUGUGCCGAUGAUAUGCUGGCCAUUCUUUGCCGACCAACAAACGAACUGUCGAUACUCAUGCACCGAAUGGGGGAUUGGAAUGGAGAUCAAUCACGAUGUGAAUAGAGAAGAAGUUGAAGAACUUGUUAGACAAAUGAUGGAAGGGGAGAAAGGGCAGAAGAUGAGGGUGAAAGCUCGUGACUGGAAGAAGAAAGCAGAAGAAGCUACUACUAUUGGGGGAUCUUCAUAUAACAAUUUUGAUAAAUUCAUCGAGAAGGCUCUUCAUUAUAAAGAGAAGUAA